AUGGCUUCGGACGCGAGGUCGAUACGUUCGUCGAGAGGUGUCCACAUGGCAGAUGAUGAAGAUGAAGGCCCACCGAAGAGAACCCGACCACCCUUGCGGAUACAUUCAGAACCCGAUGAGACAUCUUCCUUGCUCGAAAGCGUUACGGAUGCACCUAGUCGGUCUUAUAAAACAGCACCAUUGACUCCUAGAACAACAGCAUCUCAUCCAAGGGCAUCGAGAAUACAGUCGUCCGUCUCUCCAAGCAUACUACGAACGAAUCGAACACAGUCCUUUGUUCAAAGACUGAGUACUGCUCUUACACACCUGGAAGACCAUGGUCCCGAUUGGGCUAUUGCUACCGACCAAGCAUAUCACAAACAGUGGUACGAUCAGUUCACCUCGACCGACUGGGUUAAUGAUGCCGUCAAAGAGGCCUUCCGGUUAAAAGAACUUAGGGCAAGAAAAGAUAUUCGCGGACGGCUAGCACUCCUCUACGAUGCAUCACAGGGCUGGUUAUUGGCGGCAAUUGUUGGUGCUCUCACUGCCGGGGUGGCAUUUUUCGUCGACGUAUCCGAGAGUGUUUUAUUUGACUUCAAAAAUGGAUAUUGUGGGAACGGAUGGUAUUUUAGUAGAAGGAAGUGCUGCUUGUCAGACGUCUCGGAAGAGUUUUGUAGUUCAUGGCGUACAUGGGGAGAGGGUGACCGCAACGAAACUUGGGCAGGAAUGGUAGGAGGCUACACCGUAUUUAUAUUUGCAACGGUCCUUUUUGCGAUGUGUGCUUCGGCCAUUACCAUGGCGACCCGAACGGAUCUCCCUUCUUCCAUUCGAAUAUCGGCACUUGACGAGGAUCUUGGGGCAAACCGUCCCGGUGACGAAACGAAAAAGGACGACGGACAGGCAUUAAGGCAGUACUAUACAGCCGCUGGCAGCGGAGUGGCGGAAGUCAAGGUUAUACUAUCCGGGUUCGUCAUGCACGGUUAUCUAGGUUUCAGAACGCUGUUCAUGAAAACGAUCGGUCUGGUUCUAAGUGUCGCUUCUGGAAUGAGUCUUGGAAAGGAGGGCCCUUAUGUCCACAUUGCGACAUGUAUCGGAAACAUUUGCUGUCGUCUAUUUCCCAAGUACAACUCCAAUGAUGCAAAGCGUAGGGAAGUCCUUAGCGCCAGUGCGGCAGCAGGCGUAGCAGUCGCUUUUGGUGCCCCUCUCGGUGGAGUCCUGUUCAGUUUGGAGGAAGUCAGCUACUACUUUCCUCCGAAAACUCUUUUCAGGACAUUCUUCUGUUGCAUUGUUGCUGCGAUAUCCUUAAAAUUUCUAGAUCCUUACGGUACAUCGAAAAUCGUCAUGUUCGAAGUCCGUUACGAGACCCGAUGGCACGGAUUCGAAAUUAUCGCUUUUACUAUCCUAGGGGCGCUAGGUGGAUUAUUCGGUGCUUUCUUCAUAAAGGCCAGCAGGUUCUGGGCGACGACCUUCAGAAAGAUCAAGUUUAUUAAACAGAAUCCUACUACUGAAGUUUUUGUUGUUGCCCUCAUUACUGGUAUCAUCUGCUUCUGGAAUCGUUACACUAGAUUGCCAGUCACAGAGCUACUCUUCGAACUCGCAAAACCCUGUUCUAGGAACCCGAACGAUGACUGGAGGCUGUGUCCUUUGGUGGAGGAUAUUCCUGAGACGAUUAAAGAGCUCGGGGUCGCUCUUGUGGUCAAAACAUUCCUGACAAUCAUUACGUUUGGUACCAAAGUUCCAGCCGGAGUGUACGUGCCCACCAUGGUUAUUGGUGGUAUCAUUGGUCAUAUGGUCGGGCUAGCCCUGCAGUAUCUUCAUCUGACUCAACCAGGCCAUUUCCUGUUUCAGUCCUGUCCUACUGAAGGUCACUUCCCUUGCGUGGUACCGGGAGUUUACGCCCUUGUCACCGCUGGAGCCGCUAUGUGCGGUGUAACUCGACUCUCGGUGACCUUGGUCGUUAUCUUAUUCGAACUUACCGGGAGCUUGGACUACGUCCUUCCGUUUUCACUCGCAGUCAUGGUUUCAAAAUGGGUUGCGGAUUGGGUGGAACCGUUGAGCAUCUACGACCUAUUGACAGACCUAAACGGCUAUCCUUACCUUGACGCAAAAAUGGCACCGAUCUUUACUAGCGAGCUCAGCGAUAUUAUUUCUAGCUUACCGCCCCAACGGAUCAUUGACGUUUCGAACAGCUCUCUUGUACCUGCCGUAGAACUGCGCCGAAAGCUACACUCUCUCCAAGCAAGUGGAGAGCUUGAUGGCGGCUUACCGCUCUUGAGAGAUGGGAUUUUGGUCGGGCUGAUCCCUGCUCCCGAUCUCGAAUAUGCUCUCGAUGGACUUAAGAACGAAGCUACAGACCUUUGCCUUAUGGAGACCGAAGAUGGAUAUCACGAUUAUGAAAGUGAAGACGGCACAAGGAUGCUGACAGACUUCACCGGUUACGUUGAUCCUGCGCCGAUUGCAUUAGAAAUCAGGAGCCCUAUGGAACUUGUUUACGAGCUAUUUGUCAAGUUGGGACUACGUUUCCUCUGCAUCACCCAAGAGGGCCAGUUUGCUGGCAUGGUACAUAAGAAAGAUCUUCUCAAGUAUCUAAAGAACUUGGAACCUCAUUCCCGUUGA
Molecule: messenger RNA, 2595 nt
Organism: Orbilia oligospora ATCC 24927
Lineage: Eukaryota; Fungi; Ascomycota; Orbiliomycetes; Orbiliales; Orbiliaceae
Exons: 3
Coding region: 1-2595 (864 amino acids)
Biological process (GO): chloride transport; transmembrane transport
Cellular component (GO): early endosome; Golgi apparatus; membrane
Molecular function (GO): voltage-gated chloride channel activity
Source: RefSeq, a predicted model, not a curated record